Molecule: messenger RNA, 1143 nt
Organism: Guillardia theta CCMP2712
Lineage: Eukaryota; Cryptophyceae; Pyrenomonadales; Geminigeraceae
Exons: 4
Coding region: 1-1143 (380 amino acids)
Biological process (GO): carbohydrate metabolic process; glycerol-3-phosphate catabolic process
Cellular component (GO): cytosol; glycerol-3-phosphate dehydrogenase (FAD) complex
Molecular function (GO): glycerol-3-phosphate dehydrogenase [NAD(P)+] activity; NAD binding; protein homodimerization activity
Source: RefSeq, a predicted model, not a curated record
AUGAAGAAGCGUGUGGCCAUCGUAGGAUCAGGGAACUGGGGUUGCGCGAUCGCAAAGAUCGUGGGUAACAACUGCACCCACCACCCCCACCUAGAGGACGAGGUCCGCAUGUGGGUCUUCGAGGAGAUGGUGAAGGGGAGGAAGCUCACGGACAUCAUCAACGAGGAACAUGAAAACGUCAAGUACAUGCCUGGAGUGAAGCUUCCCACCAACGUCAUAGCCGACCCCGACGUAGUGAGCGCGACGCGGGGGGCCAACGUCCUUAUCUUCGUCCUCCCGCACCAGUUCCUUGGUGGGCUCUGCAAGAAGAUCAAGGGAAACCAUGCGCAAGAUUGCAUCGCCGUAUCCUUGAUCAAGGGAGUGCACUUUGACUCGAAGGGGAUGGUGCUGAUCUCGGACAUGAUCAAGGAGGGGCUGAAUGGAAUGGAUGUAAGCGUGCUCAUGGGAGCAAACCUCGCAAAGGAGGUGGCAGGAGGAGCCUUCUGCGAGACCACCAUUGGGUACAAUGUGGAAGAGAACGGCAAGCUGCUGCACACGAUCUUCAACGAUCCUCUGUUCCAUGUCACCAUCAUCAACGACGUCCCGGGAGUUGAGAUCUGCGGUGCCUUGAAGAAUAUUGUAGCGCUGGGUGCUGGCUUCACGGAUGGGAUGGGACUAGGUGACAAUAGCAAGGCCGCGAUCAUCCGCAUCGGCCUCAUGGAGAUGAAGAAGUUCAUCCAGUCUCGCUACCCCAGCGUGAAGGAUGCAACCUUCUUUGAGUCGUGCGGGGUCGCCGAUCUCAUCGUGACGUGCUACGGAGGCAGGAACAGGAGGUGUGCUGAGGCGUUCGUUAAGGCUGGAGGAAGGAAGUCGUUCGAGGAGUUGGAGCGCGAGCUUCUCAACGGCCAGAAGCUGCAGGGGACUUUGACUAUAAAGGAGGUGAUGCAGAUUCUUCAGAGGGAAGGGAUCGUAGAUCAGUAUCCCCUCUUCAAGAGCAUCUACAACAUUGCCUUCGAGAAAGCGCCGGUGGAGUCCAUGCUUGCCACGCUUGGAUGCUUUGAGCUCGAACAAGUUCUGAUGGCGAAGAAUCAGUUCGGCCAGGUCGUGACGAAGCGAACGGUCGUGUACUAUGGAAAAGCUGGUGACAGGAGAGCUGCACUGUAA